Messenger RNA from Anopheles maculipalpis, 897 nucleotides. Its product is annotated as GPN-loop GTPase 3. The coding region runs from base 1 to 897 and encodes 298 amino acids. Lineage: Eukaryota; Metazoa; Arthropoda; Insecta; Diptera; Culicidae. The transcript has 2 exons. The record is from RefSeq and is a predicted model, not a curated record. Gene Ontology annotation, molecular function: GTPase activity.
AUGAGAUACGGGCAGCUUGUGAUGGGGCCUGCUGGGAGUGGCAAGUCCACAUACUGUGCAACAAUGCAACGGCAUGGCUUUGACGAUAAGCGGAUGAUAAAGGUGGUCAAUUUAGACCCGGCUGCGGAACAUUUCGACUAUCAGCCCUACCUGGACAUUCGAGAUCUGAUCCAGCUGGACGAUGCGAUGGAAGAUGAAGAGUUGCGUUACGGUCCGAAUGGGGGACUGAUCUUUUGCAUCGAGUACCUCAUCGAACAUUCCGAUUGGCUCCGGGAUCAACUGUGCGGUGUUGGUUCCGACGAUGAGGACGAUGCACAGGGCACCGAGGAACCGGACGAUGAUUACGUGCUUUUCGAUAUGCCUGGCCAGAUCGAACUUUACACGCAUCUGAAAGCGGGCCACACUUUAGCACGAUUGCUAGAGUCGUGGAACUUUCGCCUUUGCUCGGUAUUCCUCGUGGAUUCACAGUUUAUGAUUGAUGGUGCCAAAUUUUUAUCCGGCACGAUGGCUGCAUUAAGUGUCAUGGCCAACAUGGAACUUCCGCACGUGAAUGUACUGAGUAAGAUGGAUUUGCUAAGCAAGGGACACCGCGGACAGAUGGACAAAUAUCUCGAUCCGGAUGCGCACGCACUGCUCGGUGAAGUUACGAGCGAAUCUGCCUGGGGUCGCAAAUAUCGCAAGUUGUCGGAGACAAUCGGUAUGUUAAUUGAGGACUUUAGCUUGGUUCGUUUCACUCCGCUUAACAUAAACGACGAAGAGAACGUGGCCGACUUGUUGCUAAUGAUUGAUAAUGUCAUACAGUACGGUGAGGACGCAGAUGUGAAGGUGCGCGAUUUUGAUCCACCAGAGGCGGACGAAGCAGCGGAGGACGACAGUCGAUACUACCGCGAGGACUAA